AUGGGGGGCCCCGGCUGCUCUGGGAGUAGUGGUUCCGUGCGGCGCUCGUACCCGCGGCCCCGGCGGUCGUGCCACACCACGCCGCCUGGACAGAGCGACUCCUCCGCCCGGACCCUUCCGCCCCGCCGGGGCCGGUCGCGCAAGCGGGGGCGGGCCUCUGUGCCGUGCGGCCAAUCCGGCCUGGGCCUGGAGGCUGGGGCGGGGCGGCCCCGGCGCGACGCCCCGAGUGGCGGUUGUUUCAAGAUGGCGGACGUGGCGGGCCCCUCCCGCCCCGGCGCGGCUGCGUUCUGGAGCCGGGACUUUUCUGAUGAAGAGCAAUCAGUAGUGUAUGUUCCAGGAAUUUCUACGGAAGGAAAUGCCAGAUCAAGACACAAGUUGAGUCCAAAAGCUGAUGUCAAACUUAAGACUUCCAAGGUUACUGCUGCUUCAGUCUCCAUGGAGUCUUUAAAAGGUGCAGGAGACUCGGUAGAUGAACAGAAUUUCUGCAAGGGAGGAAUAAAGAGUGCAUCAUUGAAGGAUUUAUGUCUCGAAGACAAAAGACGCAUUGCAAAUUUAAUUAAAGAACUGGCCAGAGUAAGUGAAGAAAAGGAAGUGACAGAAGAACGACUCCGAGCUGAGCAGGAAUCAUUUGAGAAGAAGAUCAGGCAGUUGGAGGAACAGAAUGAACUGAUCAUCAAAGAAAGGGAAGCUCUUCAGCUACAAUAUAGAGAAUGCCAAGAACUUCUCAGUCUCUAUCAGAAAUACCUAUCAGAACAGCAGGAGAAGCUCACCAUGUCCCUCUCAGAACUUGGUGCUGCUGGAAUGCAGGAACCACAGGUAUCCAAUAGGAAGAGCACUCUUCGGUCUUCAGCUAUGGAACUGGAUGGCUCCUACUUGAGUGUAGCCAAAUCACAAACCUGCUAUCAAACCAAGCAGAGGCCUAUGUCUGGAAUUCAAGCCUCCGCUUCAGAAUCCCUUGUGGAGUUUAAGAAUAAUUCUUUGAAGCCAGCAGAUUUUCAUUGUCCUAAAGAGGACCAAGACAGGGUGCCAUUAGAGACCAGAACAUGUGAUUAUGGAUCCCCAGGGAGAAAACUAGUAGACGCAGUCCCUACAGAGAAAGCCCCACCAGCGGAAUUGAAGAUGAAACAAUGCCAACACCUGAAGCCUUCUCCAUCCAGUCAGUGUUGUGGUCAUAGACUUUCUGAAAAUGAAGAUCAUGUUCAUGAAAGUCAUCCUACGCACAUGGCCCCUCAAUAUUCCAAAACACAUCUGGAAUCAUGCAAUAAUUGUGGGCUUUCCUGGGCAUCCCUGCUGCAUGGUCAAGGAACACAGCAGGCUAGUGAAACUGAUGUCAGAAAGCAACUCUCGGAAAAUAGAAGGCAGCAACUUAUGCUUCAGAAAAUGGAGCUGGAAAUUGAAAAAGAGCGCCUUCAGCAUCUGCUGACCCAGCAGGAGACAAAGCUUCUCCUGAAACAGCAGCAGCUUCAUCAGUCUCGACUGGAUUAUAAUUGGUUAAGAAAUCAAGCUGUAUUUAAGUCAAGAGAACUCGUUGCUGCUAAAGAGUUUACUAAACCCCGAGAACUCAAUCUGGAUAUGAAUGGGGAUGACUCUGGACCAAGUUUAUUGAAGUCAAAAUAUGCUGACUGGCUGCUGGGAGCAUCAUCAUCCAUCAAAAAGUACCAGGAGUCCACUAACAGUGGUGAAAAUAGAAGGGAGAAGAAGACAAUUGGGUUUCAAUCACACACAGAAGAUAAUGCCCUAUGGACAUGUCAAAAGAAAGAUGCAUAUCGACCCCAAAGAGGGACAUUGGCAGGAAUUAGAAAAGAUGCGUCCACAUCUCCUAUGACGACAGGAAGCCAAAAGGAGCUUGUAAUCACAACCACAUCAUCACUGCAGCAUGACACUUCCCGGCUCCCCCUCUGUCCCCACCACCAGCAAGUGCUCCUAGGCAGGGAGAACUAUGGAUUCGUUAGCAACACGCUCAGUAAUGUGUCAUUCAUUCAUUCAUCUCUAAGAACCCCAGCUCCAGCCCCGCUGAUGAAGGAGGGGAGGAAAGGAAAGGACUGGUACCUGAGUCAACAUAGAUGACACCAUUUCCUAAAGGUGAAAUUGGGUUGUUGAGAAAACCUCAAGAAGAAGCAGGGAGGUGGGAGGCAGGACACAAGCGUUGGAGGAAGUGGCUGUGAGGAGGAUUCACAGCCCCGGGAGGCGGGAUGCAGAGAUUAAGUGCAUCGCAUCACAGACAGACGGCCCUGGGCUUGAACCCUGACUCUGGGUCAUCUGGGCAAGGGACCACCCCUCGCUGAGCCUGUCCCUAAAAUAGGGACAAGAACACUCACCUCAGAGAAUUAUGGGAGAUUCUAAUUAAGUAACUCCACACAGGGGCUGGCUCAGAGCAGCACCCAUAAGCGGUACCUACAGCCAUGGCUCAAAGAGCCCAACUGAUGAGGGUGACCUCUUCCCAACCAGUGGGGGUCCUGAGCAUCCCCGGACCUGCUGGGAAUCCCACAGGCCAGCUGCUGGAGCCCGGGCCCAUCACUGCCUGGCUCUGGAUGUCCCCACUGAAAAUGGGCUGAGUCCCUUAUACCAAAGCACAUGUACCCACGUGUACACAUUUAAACAGGGUAACAGAAACAACUGAUCACACUGGCCAGAAGGGGUGGCUGGAUUCAGGGAUGGGAAGGCUUUUUACGGUAUACUUCUUCAUACUUUUUGAAUUUUGAAAUAUAUGAAUGUUAACUUUCCAAAAAAAAAAAAAGAAAACAGGUAACAUUUAAAAAAUGCAAAGACCAAAUUAACAUGCAGCCUGAGGCCAUACAAACCCAGAGGAGAUCGGCUGUAGACAAUAACAGCCACGGUGGUGCCAGGAGCGCUCCUGGGAGAAAGGGCAAAGAAAAGAAGGGGCAUGGGAGCAGCAGCUAAUUGGGGUCCCUGGAAAAGAGUGUGAACAGUGAGAGACAGAGGUGUGUGCCCUCGGCAUGACAGCAAUUCUCUGGGAGUGUCGCAGGGCUGACUGGACCAUGAGAAGAUGGCUUACAGUGGUCUGAUGUCAAGUUCAAGCUGGCCUCAGUUGAGACACGAAUUGUCAAUGGAAUGGAGCUACAGAAAGGGAAGAAGAGGACCGGAGCCUGAACUACUCGUUCUGAGUAUCUGUAGUGUGCUGUAGAAGAAUUUAUAACUCAGACUCCUUGGGGUAGGGUGUAGCUGUGCAUGGCUGUGUCCCAUUCACUCCUCACAACUCUUGUGGUGGUGGUAGUAUUAUCCCCAGUUUAGAGAGAAGGAGAUUGAGGCUCAGAGAGGUUAGGUGACUUUUCCAAAGUGACACAGAAGAUAUCUGAGUGAACUGGGAUUUGCAUCUGGUCAGACGUCAAAGCCCAUGCCUUCUUCACCUUGAUACACGGGUCUCUAAGUCUCCUCCUGGUCUGGGCAAAUCUUGGGUGGACCCCCACAAAGGGUGCAAGCCCAGAGGGUGGCGUUGGGAGCUCCCGAAGGGAUGAGUAGUUAGGCUAGCAAGAGGGAAGAGGAGAUGGGGUGAUAAGGAAGUGGCCUGGGGUGCUGGGGCUGGCUGUCAGGAUCCCCAGAGCUCACCAGCCAGGCCUGAAGCCCAGACGCUGAGGGGAUGGCAGAGAAGGCAGGUAACCAAAGGGAGGACUCGCAGGGAGAAGGGAAGGCAGCUUGGAGAAACAGACAGAGGGGCAGACAGAGGGAAGUCUCAAGUAAAAAGCCUAUACUUGCAAACACUCAUCUGAGGGGAAGGGAGUGUUGGCCACACACUCAUUCCAAAUGUGCUAUUAUUACUUAAAAAGCAUUUCCAGGACACCCACCACUUUGGAACAUGCCUUCAGUUGUCUGAAGUCUGUGCUUUCCUCCCCCCUCCCUUCCUUCCUCCCUUCCUUCCUUCCCUCGUUCGUUCUUGCAGGCAGUGAAUCAACAGUGACUGAAAGCCCAACUGCCAGCAACGAAUGGUCUACGAAGGUGCGAUGUCAAUGGCCGCUAAUAAUUUUUGCACGGGGGUGGAUUCCAUUUUGUGAGAUAGACAGAUGGUAUUCACAGCCAAGUCUGGUAUGUCACCUUGGGCAGGGCUGGGUUCCUGAGCUCACUGCCCAGAUGUCCCAUAACUGCCUUACCCUUGUGGAGAAUGCUCCUUUGGGUUCAACCGGGUAUAAUUCCAACACUGGCCCAGCAGACCUCAUGCCAGAGGGAGCAUAGAGUCACCCGGCCCGGCGACAGCAGAGCUUGGAAGGCAGGUGGAAGGAGGACCCGGAGGCACUCGUGUGGGUGGGGAAGCUCUGCUGUGUCUGUGUCUCACUGUACUCGGUGUGCAGGAGUGCGUGGGAUCCAGCUUAGAAUAGGAAAAAUGUCAGAUCUUUAUAAAAACCCAGAAAGAGACGGGAGCUAUUAACUACGAGUUCUCAGUAAACAUAUUCUUUUCAUAUUAGCCUCACAGAGAAAGAAAGGGGGAAGGGAGAGAAGAGAAAAGUGAGCACAAAGAGUGGAUGAAGAGCUGAAGGCUUUAGAAAGUCACCAGGAACAGGGGCUGGAGGGGGGCCUGGGGAGUCUAACCAGGAGCCAGCACCUACCCUUGGGUAAGGCUGGGGGAGGCCACGGGUUCCCCCAACAGCUGCAGCAAGGGUGCAGCCGUCCCACAGGUCACGGCUGGCCUCUAGACAUCAGUGCUGCCUCAGAAAGGUUGAGGGCAAGCCAAGAUAUCUACCGAUGAAAUGACUUGAUAUCCGGGAUUUGCUUCAAAAUAAUUCAUUAGUUGAUGUAUGUUAAAGCCAGGUGGUACAUGGAAGUUCUUUAUGCAAAUACCUCUACUUUUCAUUGUACCUGAAAUAACAAAAUGAUGAUAACAAGCAAAAAAAUCUUUCAUUUAUUAUUUUGAGAGAGAAAGAGGUGGAGGGAGGGGCAGAGAAAGAGAGGGAGAGAGAGAGCCCCAAGCGGGCUCCUUGCUGUCAGCGGAGAGCGUGACGCAGGGCUCGAUCCCACAAACUGUAAGAUCAUGACCUGAGCCAAGCGCAAGAGUCAGACGCUUAACUGACUGAGCCACCCAGGCGCCCCAGCAAAAGUCUUAACUGGAGGAGCUAAGAAGAGAUCACAAACUGCAGGUAGAAUGCUAGCAGAGGAAUAUAAGCCAUAGAAUACAGGCAGAAAUUAAUGAGAUUUGUGUCUUGGGUUUUCUUAAAUAACACUGCAAAACAGGGGUUCUUAGCCAGGAAACGAUGUGGGUCCCUGAACUCCCUGUAAUUGUGGGCAAAGUGACCUGAUAGUUUUCGGCAAGUUUUCAAAGAAUCUGUGACUUUCCCCCAGAGGUUAAUAAACUGUAUUCUCUCUCAAAUAUUCUAUGCAUUCAUUAGUCACUUGGUGUGUGGUUUUAAGUAGAGGAUUAUUUUCUAGAACUGGCAUAUUCACAUCUGGGCCCUGUGUUUUCGUCUCUUCUCUCAGUCAACCACACCUGGAACAGAGCAAAACUGGCCAACCCCCUUCACAGCCCAGCUCCCUGGGGGCAGCUCCCAGGGCCCCCACUGUCCCUGAGCCUCAGCAGUGGAGGUUGGGGGAAAGUUAUGCCCGAGAGAAGGGCAGUCAGGGGGAGGGGAGGCCAGUGAGGCCUUCUGGGGUCUGAGAGAGGCAGGGGGAAGUGGUGUGAAGGCCGUUAUCCUCUGACAGACUCACUGGCUUUCGGCUGCGAAUGUCCAACAGAAAGCAUGGUUUCGAAUAGUCUGAGGCACAAAAGGCCAGAGAAUUCCUUAGGAAACACCUUCCCGGUCCUCACAGGGUAGCACAACACCCGGUGUGACGUGACUCAUCCCCCUUGCCAUGAAUUCUUUCAAGGAGUCCAGCUCCCCACAAGCUCCCCAGAAUGGGCCAAGCAGCCCAUCCAUCACCCGUCCUCGUAGCCUGGUGGGCAGGGAAAGUGGGGUUAGUUUAGGGGGCACUGAGGGUCUCAUCUUGGAGCCAUCUCCACAGUUAAGUCAAGGCUUGAAGGCCUGCCCCAUUUCCUGAUACAUUCAGGCGAACAUUUCACAAGCUCGUGUGAGAAACGGGGACUUGGCCCUUGGCCUUGGGAACAGAGGUGGGAACAGAGGAUGGAACACGGGGUCCAGGUAUGACUCUGGAGCCGGGGCUCUGAUCUCUGCUAUCAACCUACUUCAGAGAAGACAUCUGAGGGCUGAAGCCAUUCCCCACUCUCCCACAGGAGGGCACAGACAGACCUACAAGGACUCUUGUCUCCAGCGCUCCUGCCUUCUGCCCCGGGCCAGGCACCGAAGCCAGGAGGCUUGCCUGCCCCCUCAGGUGGAAAGAGAUGGAGAAGCUCGGUGGACUCUGCCCAUUCCCAGAGCAGGCUGCAGGACGGAGGGUAGUGAGACAGGCUAGAGAAGUUCUGUCCCAGGACACAGCCUGAUGAAGGCUUGUGGCUGACGUGCCUCUUUCUGAGCUCUCACCUCAGAAAGACCUGCUCCCUCCUUGCCACCUCUCCA
Molecule: messenger RNA, 6458 nt
Organism: Acinonyx jubatus (cheetah)
Lineage: Eukaryota; Metazoa; Chordata; Mammalia; Carnivora; Felidae
Product: KIAA1328 ortholog
Exons: 11
Coding region: 1-2067 (688 amino acids)
Source: RefSeq, a predicted model, not a curated record